AUGUCGGGGUUGGCGUUUAAUGGGCUUGCGCACUUCUGUUGCCCUGGCGACACUGAUGAGGUGGCUUGUCCGGCAGUUGAAUCUAUUGCCAUGCCCAGUCUCAUCACUAGGCGAGCAACACGCCAACAAUAUUCGCCCGUCUUUGGUAUAUGUCUGAUCUGUGCGAUAAUCUCCGGUGGCACAAGAACUUGCAUUCUCAAUGCGUCUUUUUCGACGAUCAGAAAGUAUUCUUUAAGAAGCAAGCCUCCCCAUAUUCGUUCUGGGCAAAAUCCAGUCGAGGCGGCCUCUUCGAUCCUCAUACACAUUACAUUUGCGAACUAG
Molecule: messenger RNA, 321 nt
Organism: Protopolystoma xenopodis
Lineage: Eukaryota; Metazoa; Platyhelminthes; Monogenea; Polystomatidea; Polystomatidae
Source: the annotation of a GenBank genome assembly